Messenger RNA from Sorghum bicolor (sorghum), 849 nucleotides. Its product is annotated as protein TIFY 11e. The coding region runs from base 156 to 683 and encodes 175 amino acids. Gene Ontology annotation, cellular component: nucleus. Gene Ontology annotation, biological process: response to wounding; regulation of jasmonic acid mediated signaling pathway; regulation of defense response. The record is from RefSeq and is a predicted model, not a curated record. NCBI's taxonomy places the organism in Eukaryota, Viridiplantae, Streptophyta, Magnoliopsida, Poales, Poaceae. The transcript has a single exon.
AUCUCCUCCCCUCCCGAGUCCAUCGCCAUCCCCCGAAACCAUCCGUCACAUAUACAACUCCUCCAUCCCAAUUCCCAUUCCCAGGCGCAGCGCGACAAGAAGAAGAUCAAGCAGCAGCAGCAAAAGCUAGCGGCAAGGCAAGGAGAUCAAGAGAAAUGGCAACGGCGGCGGGGAGCAUCCAGCAGGGCCACGGCGCCCGGUUCGCGGCGGCGUGCGACGUGCUGAGCCGGUACGUGAAAGCGGCAGCGGCAGCGACGACGACGACGCCGGUGGAGCAGCCGCGGCCGUUGCCAGGCACGGUAGUAGGGGUGGUACUCCCUCUGAUGCCCGGCGCGGACCUGUCCACGCAAGCAGAGGAGCUGGCCGAGGCGGCGGAUCAAGCGGGGCCGGCGCCGAGAGCGCAGCAGCUGAUGACCAUCUCGUACGGCGGGCGUGUGGUGGUGCUCGACGACGUCCCCGCGGACACGGCCGCCGAGCUGCUCCGGCUCGCGGCCGCCGCCGCCGCGCCGCGGGUGCUGCGAGCGCCGGAUGAUCUGCCCAUGGCGAGGAAGGCGUCGCUCCGGCACUUCAUGGAGAAGCGCAAGGGCCGGGUCGCCAAGCGCGCUUCGCCCUACAGCCGUCCGGGUGAUGCUGGAGCCGCCGCGGCGUCGUCGUUCCCGGACCAUCUCGCCCUCUCGCUCUGAGACAAUACUAGUACAUACAGUACAGUUUGUACUACCCCUAUACUCUAGUAGGUGUUUGUUGAUUGUACAGGCCGGGGAAAAACUCUACUAUUUCAGUUCUGAGGCUUUGUUUAGAUCUGUAGCACUUUCAUUUUUAUUUGAUAAAUAUUGUUCAGUUAUAGAGUAA